Sesamum indicum (sesame) is the source of this 1865-nucleotide messenger RNA. RefSeq names its product UTP--glucose-1-phosphate uridylyltransferase. The record is from RefSeq and is a predicted model, not a curated record. Gene Ontology annotation, biological process: UDP-alpha-D-glucose metabolic process. Gene Ontology annotation, molecular function: UTP:glucose-1-phosphate uridylyltransferase activity. NCBI's taxonomy places the organism in Eukaryota, Viridiplantae, Streptophyta, Magnoliopsida, Lamiales, Pedaliaceae.
UCAUACUUGACAGAAUUCCCCCACUCCUUCAUUUAUAAAUCAUCAACGCCCACUAUACUUCAAUCAUCUCUCUCUAACUCGCUUUACGUGUCUUUUCAUUUUCCUCAUCUCUAUUAACUGCUACUCUUUGCUCGGAUCUUGGAAUUGAAGUGUGAGGAAGUGAUCGUAUUUUCGAGGGAAAAAUGGCUGCUGUGGAUGCCGCCAAGGUCCUGCCCAAGCUCAAGUCUGAGGUCGCCACCCUCAGUCAGAUCAGUGAAAACGAGAAAUCUGGAUUCAUCAAUCUGGUGACUCGCUACUUGAGUGGCGAAGCUCAACAGGUAGAUUGGAGCAAGAUCCAGACACCAACUGAUAAGGUGGUGGUGCCUUAUGAUUCCUUAGCCCCUGUGCCUGAAGAUGCUGCACAGACCAAGAAGCUUCUAGACAAGCUUGUGGUGUUAAAGCUCAAUGGAGGCUUGGGAACUACCAUGGGGUGUACUGGUCCAAAAUCUGUCAUUGAAGUUCGUAAUGGCUUGACAUUUCUGGACUUAAUUGUCAUCCAAAUUGAGACGCUCAAUGCCAAAUACGGAUGUAGUGUGCCAUUGCUGUUAAUGAACUCGUUCAACACUCAUGAUGAUACAGCAAAGAUUAUUGAAAAGUAUGCCAAAUCGAAUAUUGAGAUUCAUACAUUUAACCAGAGCCAAUACCCUCGUCUAGUUAAGGAAGAUUUCACCCCACUUCCCUGCAAAGGAAAUACUGGCAAGGAUGCAUGGUACCCUCCUGGUCAUGGAGAUGUCUUUUCAUCUUUGAAGAAUAGUGGGAAGCUUGAUGCCUUGUUAUCUAAGGGCAAAGAAUAUGUCUUUGUGGCGAAUUCAGAUAACUUGGGCGCCGUUGUCGAUUUGAAAAUUUUAAGUCAUUUGAUAGCAAACAAGAAUGAGUAUUGCAUGGAGGUUACACCUAAAACGCUAGCUGAUGUUAAAGGUGGUACUCUAAUAUCUUAUGAGGGAAGAGUACAGCUUCUGGAAAUAGCGCAAGUUCCUGAUGAACAUGUCAAUGAAUUUAAAUCAAUAGAGAAGUUCAAAAUUUUCAACACCAACAACCUGUGGAUUAACUUGCAGGCAAUCAAAAGACUUGUUGAAGCCGAUGCACUGAAGAUGGAGAUUAUUCCCAACCCAAAGGAAGUGAAUGGGGUAAACGUUCUUCAACUUGAGACUGCUGCCGGGGCUGCAAUAAGGUUCUUCGAUAAUGCCAUUGGAAUUAAUGUUCCCCGGUCUAGAUUCCUUCCUGUGAAGGCAACUUCAGAUCUACUUUUAGUCCAAUCUGAUCUCUAUACUUUGGCUGACGGCUUUGUGACCCGUAACCUGGCAAGGACCAAUCCUGAAAAUCCAUCUAUUGAGUUGGGACCUGAAUUCAAGAAGGUUGCCGACUUCUUGAGCCGGUUCAAGACUAUCCCCAGCAUCAUCGAACUGGAUAGCUUGAAGGUGACAGGUGAUGUCUGGUUUGGAGCUGGUGUUACUCUGAAGGGUAAAGUAACUAUCACCGCGAAACCCGGUGAAAAGCUAGAAAUCCCCGAUGGAUCUGUGAUUGCCGGCAAGAAUAUCACCGCCCCAGGAGAUAUAUAAUCAAGAGUUGCUUCUCUUGAAUACGACUAGAGUUUCCGAGAAACAACGAGUUCAUUUUGUUUGUAAUAUGUUAGGUUUGAAGAUGAGAAAAAUAAGUGAGGAUUUCCUUUUUCUAUAAAUUUUUCUUAUUGCUGCAUAAUCGCCAUAGAUAGGCGAGUUUGGUGAUGUAAAGGUCAUUCCUAACUUGGUUUUUCCAUCCAGCAGUAUGCUGGAAACGCUUGUUACAAACUUUGGAGGAGUUGUUAUAGGAAAUAUCAUUUUGUCAUA